This is a messenger RNA of Aspergillus aculeatinus CBS 121060, 1556 nucleotides long. It is a transcript of the gene fbp1, whose product is annotated as fructose 1,6-bisphosphate 1-phosphatase. The coding region runs from base 361 to 1416 and encodes 351 amino acids. Gene Ontology annotation, cellular component: cytoplasm; cytosol. The transcript has 2 exons. Lineage: Eukaryota; Fungi; Ascomycota; Eurotiomycetes; Eurotiales; Aspergillaceae. The record is from RefSeq and is a predicted model, not a curated record. Gene Ontology annotation, biological process: fructose 1,6-bisphosphate metabolic process; gluconeogenesis; fructose metabolic process. Gene Ontology annotation, molecular function: fructose 1,6-bisphosphate 1-phosphatase activity.
UUCCUCUUCUCAACUCCUUCACAUACUCUUCUUAUUUUCUAAAAAAACACUUGCUUGGAUCAAUUCCUCUCUCUCUGUCUUCUCUCGCCUCGCCUCGAAACCCCACUUCCAUACAUAUACAGUACAUAUUCCCCCAAAUCACCCCUCCUUCGGCACCACCCCUCUCCCCCAAUCCUUAGUCCUUCAAACGACUAUCUCCGUAUCUUCCUGCUUUCUCCGUUGAACCGAGGUUGCAGUUUACUUAAAAUCAAUCUCAAUUCCCACUUCGCCGGAAUCGGAAGUUUAUAGUUGCGCAGCUCUCUCUCGCUCUACUACCUUUCUCAACUCACUCCCCCACAUACACACGCACAUCUACACAUCAUGGCUUCUGGUGCUCCCCCUGUUGGACAGGAAAACAUCAACACCGACAUCGUCACCCUCACCCGAUGGCUCACUGAAGAGCAGGCCAAGGUCCCCGAGGCCACCGGUGACUUCACACUUCUCUGCCACGCUCUGCAAUUUGCCUUCAAGUCGAUUGCCUACUACAUCCGUCGCGCCUCGCUGAUCAACCUGACGGGGCUGGCGGGCUCGUCCAACACGACGGGCGACGAUCAGAAGAAGCUUGACGUCAUCGGCAAUGACAUCUUCAUCGCGGCGAUGAAGGGGUCGGGCAAGUGCCGCAUCCUGGUCUCCGAGGAAGAGGAGGAGACGAUCAUCUUCGACGAGCACCCGGACGCGCGCUACGCAGUGGUGUGCGACCCGAUCGAUGGCUCCUCCAACCUGGACGCAGGCGUCUCGGUGGGCACCAUCUUCGGCAUCUUCCGCCUGCCCGACGAGGUGCUGGGCGCCGGCAAGCAGGUGACGGCCAAGGACCUGCUGCGCGCCGGCACGGAGAUGGUCGCCUCCGGGUUCACCAUGUACGGCGCCUCGGCCCAGCUGGUCAUCACCAUGCGCAACGGCACUGUCAACGGCUUCACCAUGGAGAACUCCCUGGGCGAGUUCAUCCUCACCCACCCGGACAUGCAGCUGCCCGCCAAGCGCGCCAUCUACUCGGUCAACGAGGGCAACAGCAUGUACUGGGACGACUGGUGCAACGCCUACUUCCACUCCCUCAAGUUCCCCGGCGAGGGCCAGAAGCCCUACAGCGCCCGCUACAUCGGCUCCAUGGUCGCCGACGCCUACCGCACCCUCCUCUACGGCGGCGUCUUCGCCUACCCCGCCGACAAGAAGAGCCCCAAGGGCAAGCUCCGCAUCCUCUACGAGUGCGCCCCCAUGGCCAUGCUCUUCGAGAACGCCGGCGGUCUCGCCGUCAACUCCCGCAUGGAGCGUCUCCUCGAGGUCGUCCCCGAGCACAUCCACGACCGCAGCGGUGUCUUCCUCGGCUCCAAGGACGAGGUCCAGAAGAUCAUCGACACCUACAACCAGCACAAGAAAUAAAUUCUUGAUUAAGCAAAAAAGGAAAAAUAAAUACCCCCCUACUGCAAUCAAAUGGGUACGGUGCUCCGGGGCUGGCCAGGGAGUUCUUCUUCAGCAUGUCACGAGUUACGUUGUAAUUAACGAUACGCUCUAAAAACAAG